Messenger RNA from Ananas comosus (pineapple), 401 nucleotides. Its product is annotated as serine/threonine-protein phosphatase 7 long form homolog. NCBI's taxonomy places the organism in Eukaryota, Viridiplantae, Streptophyta, Magnoliopsida, Poales, Bromeliaceae. The record is from RefSeq and is a predicted model, not a curated record. The transcript has 2 exons. Bases 4 to 351 code for a protein of 115 amino acids.
ACCAUGCUGGCUUUUCGGGGCAAUGUCAAAACUACUGACAUUGAGUUUUAUCGUGAUCAGCUUGAUCAGCAGUUGGAGUCUCAGAUUACGUGGAGGCCUUAUACAGACACACUAUUAGAGACGUUCCUAGCUUUUUGUCUAGCAGGGUCCGAGAUUUGGCGAUCGAAGACCACCUUAGUCUGCUUCUACAUUAUUGAGCUGCAUCAUCCGGAUCGUGUGCUUCGACAGUUUGGGCUAUUACAGUAUAUACCUGAAGCAGUGCUUGCCAUAUCUCGCAUCAAUUUACGAAGUAGAGCAGAUGAGGAUUGGGCGCGCGGCAUACCAUACUUCAUACAUUCAGCAUUGGAAUGAUAGAUUUGUGGAUAUAGCAGAGGUGGACCCUGAGGUAGAUCCAGAUCCAA